AACCGCGGGUAUUAUCCAAAGCACGACCGAAAACCCGAACUUUGAGCCUGGAUUCCAAUGCGGACACCAGUAGGCUCAGCUUUAACUCCAUCUCCCUCCUCUUCUUCUCCUUAUCUCUUCUCUCAUUCUCUGAGUCCUUCUCGUCUUCGGUACGCCGUCCUUGGCGCUGGCUUCGCCGGCCUCUCCGUCGCUUACCACUUGCUGAAGCAGUGUCCCAAGGACUCGAAUCUCCGCAUCGACGUCUUCGAUGGAGUCGGAAUCGGCGGCGGGGCUUCCGGCGUCUCCGGCGGCCUUCUUCACCCUUACUCUCCCAAAGCCAAGCUGCUUUGGCGCGCCGCCGAGUGCUGGGACGAGGCUCUGAGACUCUUGAACGUCGCCGAAGCAGCUGUGCCUCCAAACUCCGAUGAUGCUCCCAUUGUUAGAAGAAGAGGCAUCUUGAGACCAGCUUUGAGCAUGAAGAACAUGAUGGUGCUGAAAGAUAAUGCCCAGAAUGGCCUUGCCAGUUGCAGAAUAGAAACCAUUGACGAGGAUGGUGCCCAAAAUCUUGUACCCGGCAUCUGUUCACCGUUCAAUACGUCUUUUUAUAUGCCUGAAGCUGUUAAUGUCCAUCCUCAACGCUAUCUCGAUGCACUCUUCUUAGCAUGUCAAACUUUGGUGAAAGAACUUUGUGCUUCUGGAUUGGGGGUAAAAGAAUUGCAUUUGCACAAGGACUCCAUUCACAAACUGCUAGACUUAGAAGGGGAAUACCAGGCAGUAAUUGUAUGUCUAGGAGCCAAAGCAGAUCUGCUUCCUGAGCUCUCUGGGAGGCUUCCAUUGAGGACAUGCAGAGGUGUCGUUGCACAUCUGCAGCUUCCUGAUAACAUGGGAGGGGAGUAUCCAGGCUUUGGCCCCUCAAUAUUGUCAGAUGCUUGGCUUGCUGUCCAAGGACCUCGUAGUUUGUAUAUGGGCUCAACAUGGGAAUGGAAAUCAAGAAAUUCAUCAUCAAAUGUAUCUGCGGAUGAAGCUACAGAAGCCCUUAAAGAGCUUCUACCAAAGGCAUGCAGCAUUUAUCCAGUUGUAAAAGAUUGGACCUUUAUUGGAGCCAAGGCUGGCCUUAGGGCAAUGCCACCACUCACUCCUCAUGGGUCACUUCCUCUUUUGGGUUGUGUCAAUAACAUUAUAGGUCAAAAUCAAACUUGCAAAUACUGGUUAUUUGGAGGGCUUGGUUCAAGGGGAUUGUUGUACCAUGGUUGGCUUGGGAAGUUGAUGGCACAAGCUGUGCUUUCGUGUAAUGAAGAAUUAAUUCCAUAUGAAUUAACCUCUUGGAAAAGAACAAAACAAUAAUUGACACAUUCUAGUGAUGGAAUUUUGACUCGGCAUUUGGAGGUUAAUUUGCCCAUUACUUUCUUGCUCUAGAAAGUGCUUUGUGUUCUUGGCAGAAGUCAGAUUCCUAUUAUCUGUUGAUAGUUAUUAUCUUGAAAUGGUUGAUUUUCACUUGGGUUA
This is a messenger RNA of Rosa chinensis, 1482 nucleotides long. RefSeq names its product tRNA 5-methylaminomethyl-2-thiouridine biosynthesis bifunctional protein MnmC. NCBI's taxonomy places the organism in Eukaryota, Viridiplantae, Streptophyta, Magnoliopsida, Rosales, Rosaceae. Bases 58 to 1323 code for a protein of 421 amino acids. Gene Ontology annotation, cellular component: cytoplasm. Gene Ontology annotation, molecular function: oxidoreductase activity. The transcript is spliced from 6 exons. The record is from RefSeq and is a predicted model, not a curated record.